Messenger RNA from Closterium sp. Yama58-4, 2202 nucleotides. The record is from the annotation of a GenBank genome assembly. Lineage: Eukaryota; Viridiplantae; Streptophyta; Zygnematophyceae; Desmidiales; Closteriaceae.
AUGUUUCACGGAACCGAACCGAACAGGGUUUCACAGAUGUCCAUCUACGUUCGGGGGUCGGGGCCAACCUGUUCGGAUUCGGAUUCGCUGAGGGAACCUUCGUUACAAGCCAUGGAGGCGUUAUCUUAUAUCGCGUACACGCUUGCCGUGGCGGUGGUCUUGGCGUUUGGCCUGGGCGCGUGCGCGUAUGCGGCGCAUCGAGAGAAGCUGCAGGGGGGGCCCGACUCGCCUGAUUUCUUCCUCACUGCGCGCCGAUCCGUCAAGACCUCCAUGGUCGCAUGGUCGUUUUUCGCGUCGGCGAUGGGGUCGUGGGCGCUGUUCGGGCCGCCCAGCUACUGCCUGACGGCGGGCGCGACGGGCACGGCGGUGUACGCGCUGUGCGCGGGGCUGCCCGUGCUGCUCGUCGCGUGCGUGGGCGCGGAGGUGCACCGCCGCGUGCCGAACGUGGUCUCCAUGGCCCACUACGUGCGCCGCCGCUUCGGCCUCCCCUUCGUCGUCUACAUAUCGGUGUUAGCGGUGGGCAACAUGAGCGUGGCGAUGGCAGCGGAGUACACGGCGCUGGGCGACCUCUUCCUCCACCUGCUGCGUGCACCGCGCCUGCCCAUCGUGCUGCUCGUCGCGCUCACCGCCAUGCUCUACACCGCUGCAGGGGGGCUCUACGUCUCCAUUGUCACCGACCAGUGGCAGGCCCUGGCGAGUCUCAUCGUGACGGCGCUGCUCACAGCACACGUGCUGCUCAACUUCCCCUCGCCGCUGCCACCUCAUUGGGGUGGGGGAACCCGCGGGGGGUGGAGGCGGUGCUCUUCAUGCCGCUCUCACUGCUCGCCACCACACUCUUCAACGAGGCCAUGUGGCAGCGGUGAGACGCGGUGCCACGCCGUGUCACUUGCUCAACCCUCUCCACCGUAUGUCUCUUCCCCCCUCCUGUCUCAUGCAUCCUCCCCUCGCGCACGUCUCUGUCCCCGUCCCGCCAGCUGCUGGGCGUCAGCCAGCCCUGCGGCGCUGCUGUGGGGGGCAGCGCUGGGAGCCGCCGCCAUCACGGUCGUUGUGGGGCUGCUGGGCUUUGCUGGUCUGCUAGCAGCGUGGAGCGGACUGUACGAGCCGGAAGGCCCCCACGACAGCGGCAAUACGAUUCUCUUCUCGCUGUUCCGCGGGCACCCGUGGGCGCUGGUGGCGGUGGCGCUGCUGGCCGUGACCAUGAGUGAGUGCGCCGUCGACUCGCUGCAGAAUGCCACCGUCGACGCCGUCGCUGCCCUCCUGCUCGACCCCGCCGCGCGCUGCAACGACAGCAGCUGCCUGCGAGGCAAGGAGGGCCGGCAGGGGACUGUGCAGCGGCACGAGGAGGCAAGGCUCACACAGGGCUUCAAUGUGCUACAGCUCUUCCUCCUGGUGAACCUCAUCAACACCACGUCCUUCCUGCCCCUGCUCCUCGGCGUGCUACAAGGCCCCCUCUCCCGUGUCUGCAUCACCCCUGCAUCAUCCGCAACUGGCUGUGCCUCUGGCCUUGUCGCUCUGGUUGUCUGGGCCAAGGCACAGCAGCGCCCAGGGGAGACCUAUGUUGAGUCUCUCGCCAGGACGUUUCUUGAUGCAUACGAUUAUCCUCCCUACCUGCUUGCUGUAGGGUUCUCUGCUGUGGGGAUGGCUGUAGUCAACAUGGGGUUCGUUCCCGAAGGUCCGUCGGAUUCCACGCCGCUAAAGCCCCACAGCGAGUCAUCCGAAGCUCCCCCGCACGGCAGCGCAGAUGCCGCUGCGAGCCCCGCGCCAGCCGCCGGCCAGCCCGCCUUUCAGUUCGCCCACCACCCGCACCACCCCCCCGCAUGCGGGGCGUAUCCGCCGCAGUUUCCGCCUCCUCCGGGCUACCCGGCCGCCGUGGUGGUGGUGGCGCACGGGGCGGCCGGCGGCGAGUUCCCCGUGUUCUCCCCGGCGCCCAUCCCCGGGCUCUACAUGCUGCCGCCGCGGGUGCCGCCCGCCGCCGAUCAAGUCAUUCUGGGCUACGAGACCUGCGCGCCGCCCACGGGGUGCUGCGCGGUGCAGACGCUAAGCGGCGUGGGGUGGCUGGCGACGAUCGUGGCGCUCAUCUUCUGCUGGCCGCUCGCCUGCCUGCCCUGCUGCAUCCCACAGCUGCACGAGACGUGCCAGCGCCCCGUGUUCGGCUACCCCCCUGCUGCUCCCGCGCCUGGCUUCCCUGCCGCCCCCCUCUGA